Molecule: messenger RNA, 843 nt
Organism: Talaromyces atroroseus
Lineage: Eukaryota; Fungi; Ascomycota; Eurotiomycetes; Eurotiales; Trichocomaceae
Exons: 1
Coding region: 1-843 (280 amino acids)
Molecular function (GO): peptidyl-tRNA hydrolase activity
Source: RefSeq, a predicted model, not a curated record
AUGUCCCCUCAAAUCUACAAAGCACCAACCCGAUUCCUAUUUAUCGCGUCAAUCGGCAACCCAGCCCCAUACACAGGCACAAGGCACAGUGCCGGCCACGUCCUGCUCGAUGCCAUACAGCCACAAUUACACGAGCGCAUUGGACUGACGACAGCCCGCUCCUCCUCGUCGUCGUCACUGUCCCGCUCAAUAUUCUACUCAACAUGGAAAUCGCCCUCGUUAAUGAACGUCUCCGGACCGCCUGUGCUCCGCCAGUUCAAGACAUGGGCCACGGAGCGCGAGAAAUACUUUACCAAUCUAGUCACCAAUACCCUGUCUUCUGUACCUCCAACGCUAUCGAAUACAGGAACAGAUGGUAAUAACAAUAACAACAACAACAACAACAAUCAUAAUCAUAAUCAUAAUAAUCACACGAACACCAUACACGUCCUCAAGUCCUCCUCUACACCCAUCACAAUCGACAUCCGCGCUCUCAAACACCGCUUCCGACCAACCCUCGUAAUCCUGCAUGACGAACUGGAGGCUCGUCCGGGACAAAUCAGGGUUCGACGCGGCGGUCCUCAACAGGCCAGUCUCCGCGGCCAUAGAGGGCUGAUUAGCAUUAUGGAAAGCCUGCGGGGUGCUGGUCUACUCUCUUCUUCUUCUGCAGCUGCUAAGAAUCUGUCAAUCCUGCGUAUUGGCAUCGGGAUUGGUCGUCCCGCAAGUCGCGAACGGGGCUCCGUCUCGGAUUAUGUGCUCGCGAAAAUGGGGGCGGAGGAAUUGCAGGCUCUGAGCGAGGCGGUGCCCGAGGUGGUUGAUACUUUGGUGCAGGAGAUGUAUAGGAGGGAUGAGGAUGAGGUUUAG